CCCCUCCCCCCCCCUCUCGCUCUUUCCCAUCUCCCCCCCCCAUUGCAAGAGCAGCUCCCUGUGCCCGUGCGACGUGUCCCCCUCCCCCCUCCCGGCGGGAAAGGGGGCCGUAUUCGUCUCCCCGCGCGCAUCCUUCCCCCGGGGGGAGGCGAGAGACUCGCCCGGCGCUCGGCUGCGCCCGCCCAUGCUCCUCCCAUCCUUUCCUCCACCUCCCCCCCUCUCUUCCACCAUGUCCAAAAACGCUCCUUUCCUUCGUGAGUACAAGCUCGUCGUCGUCGGCGGUGGUGGUGUCGGCAAGUCCGCCCUGACUAUUCAGUUCAUUCAGUCUCACUUCGUUGACGAGUAUGACCCCACCAUCGAGGACUCGUACCGCAAGCAGUGCGUGAUCGACGACGAGGUUGCCCUCCUCGAUGUCCUCGAUACCGCUGGUCAGGAGGAGUACAGCGCCAUGCGUGAGCAGUACAUGCGCACUGGCGAGGGCUUCCUCUGCGUCUACGCCAUCACCACCCAGUCUUCCUUCGAUGAGGUGAACAUCUUCCACCAGCAGAUCCUCCGUGUCAAGGACAAGGACAACUUCCCCAUCAUUAUCGUCGGCAACAAGUGCGACCGGGAGAUGGAGCGCAAGAUCACCAAGGAGAUGGGCAAGGACCUGGCCCGCCAGUUCAACUGCAAGUUCAUCGAGGCCUCCGCCAAGAGCAAGAUCAACGUCGACGAGGCCUUCUACGAGCUGGUCCGUGAGAUCCGUCGCUACCACAAGGAGUCCCAGCCCCGCAGCAGCCCCGGCAAGCGCCGCCCCUGCACCCUCUUCUAA
Messenger RNA from Fonticula alba, 811 nucleotides. Its product is annotated as Ras-like protein. The transcript has 5 exons. Gene Ontology annotation, cellular component: plasma membrane. The record is from RefSeq and is a predicted model, not a curated record. Lineage: Eukaryota; Rotosphaerida; Fonticulaceae. Bases 185 to 811 code for a protein of 208 amino acids. Gene Ontology annotation, molecular function: GDP binding; GTPase activity; GTP binding. Gene Ontology annotation, biological process: signal transduction.